CACCCUGAAGCCGGCCGCGACGCUAUUUUGCUCCGAAGUCUUUGAAAGGGUCGGACGUGAGGACUGGGACUGGACCCCACCAACGAACUGAGGCCCAGGCGGCGUCCGGCCCCUGCCCGGUCCUGCUCGUCUGUGUUCCCAGGCCAUGGGCUCUUGCCCGCGGCCACUUCACUGAUUCCCGGCGCCCAGUCCUUACCAUGAACCCGGCGGCAAUGCCUCCGCUGCUAACCUGCGGCCUGUCUGAUCCCAACCCCGUCACCCUGGCGCUGCGGAAUGACUUGGGCUCCAACAUCAACCACCUCAAGACCCUCAACCUCCGCUUCCGCUGCUUCCUGGCCAAGGUCCAUGAGCUGGAGCGGCGCAACAAGCUACUGGAGAAGCAGCUGCAGGCGGCCCAGGGGCUGCGGAGGAACCGGCUGGGCCGCACCCGCGCUGUAGCCACCCAGACGCUGCUGGAUUGCUACAGCUACUCGGUCGGCGGUUACAAUUAUACGCCCGGUUCCACAUACACACCCGCUGCUGGUUUCUCUCCCGGUACCGGCGCCGGCUACACACCCGCUGCCGGUUUCUCUCCCGGUACCGGCUCCGGCUACACGCCCGGUGCCGGUUUCUCUCCCGGUACCGGCUCCGGCUACACGCCCGGUGCCGGUUUCUCUCCCGGUACAGGCUCCGGCUACACGCCCGGUGCCGGUUUCUCUCCCGGUACAGGCUCCGGCUACACACCCGGUGCCGCCUCCAGUUCCACUUUUACAUCCGGUACCGUCUCGGCUUACACCCGCGACUCGGGGUCUCUGCCUUAUCACCAUUACCCGAGCCGCCUCCCCGGAACCAUUUGGAGCUUCACUCACAUCAGAAAGGUGGGAGGCGGCCUAGAGACGGUGCAGGGACCCGGCGUGUCUUGGACCCACCCGGACGGCGUCGGCGUUCAGAUCGACACCAUCACCCCCGAGCUGCGGGCUCUGUACAACGUGCUGGCCAAAGUGAAGAGGGAGCGGGAUGAGUACAAGAAAAAGUGGGAACAAGAAUUCACUCUUAGACAGCAUCUACAGGAAAUUGUGGCUGCACUGCAGGUGGAUUCUCAGGAAGCUGAGGCUAUUCAGAAGGAACUCAAUGAGAAGGUGGAAAAAUUGAAGUCAGAGCUAGUUGUGUUUAAAGGGCUGAUGAGUGAUGUAAGUACUUUACAGCAAAUGUCUGACUUGGAUACCAAGAUUCAAGAGAAAGCUAUGAAAGUAGAUAUGGAUAUCUGCCGGAGGAUUGAUAUCACUGCCAAGCUCUGUGAUGUGGCACAGCAGCGAAACUCUGAGGACAUGAGCAAAAUGUUCCAGGUGACAACUGUCAGCAAAAAGAAAGAGAAAAAGCCAACAUGUGAUGAUGAGAGCUCAGAAACUGAUGGCGAUACCACACGACACUCUGAUGAUGAUGUUAGCACAUCUCUCAAUAUUACUGAUGAAAUGAAGCGAAUGCUCAAUCAACUUCGAGAGACAUUUGACUUUGAGGAUGACUGUGACAGUUUGAGCUGGGAAGAAAAUGAAGAAACUCUACUGCUUUGGGAAGAUUUUGCUGAGUACACAACCAUUGUGGAGCCUCCAACUGAGGAUACCUGGAUGGCACAAUGUGUGGAGAUUACAGAUGAAACUUUGGAAACAGUUAUCAAAGAAACUGAAUCGCUCUUCAAAACUAGAGAAAAGGAGUAUCAGGAAACCAUUGACCAAAUAGAGCUGGAGUUGACCAGUGCCAAAAGUGAUAUGAACCGCCACCUCCAUGAAUACAUGGAAAUGUGCAGCAUGAAGCGUGGCCUCGAUGUGCAAAUGGAAACCUGUCGGCGGCUCAUUAAACAAUCAGGAGGGAGAAAAUCUCCAUCAUUCAGUUCUGCAGCAAGUAGUGACUCAGGGAACACAGAUGAAAUCACUGAUGAAUUUGAGCGAGAUGGUGAAGGUGAUAGUUCUGUGAGCUGAUGAACUGAUACCUAUAAAAUGGACUCAAUCUGCCUGUACCUAAAGCAAUUGCCUUUAACCCUAUUUUUUCUAGGGUGCCAGAGGGCUUUGUUCAUGUACAUAUUGUCAAGCCCUCAGCAUUGGUGUUGUACAGAACAGUACCAUCAGAUGAAAUUGUCAAAACAUUGAGGAUUUUUCACCUGGUGCAGAAACCCACCAUGAUGUUGACUACUAUGCAAGCAGCUUGCCUUACAAAUCAAGAGCCUUCACCUCCCUGGAGGAGACUAACACUGCAGCAUCUUUGAAAGAGAAACAAAAAUUAUAUCUUCUGAAAUAUGUAUGGUAGCUGUUAAUGAUUAUAAAAUGGGAUAAUAGAAUGGUUUAUUUACUAAGUGUGUUCAUGUUAUUUAUUUGAUGGGAUCACUGGCCAUUCUGGGUUUCUACAGGUCUUUAAUGUAAACAAUUUGAAUCUGAUUAAACUGCUGUAAGUAAAUAAGCAAUCGCUGAAACAGUUUGAGCUGUUUGGCAUGGUGUAUUCAUUCUGCACUGAAAGUUAUGAACGUAAAACUUGAUUGAUUUCAUUCUCUAAACUGAAGUUGCUGUAGGGCUGGAUUAUUGUGACCUGUACAGAAUCAUUAUUUCACUGGGCUGUAUUCAAUAUCUUUAAUACUGCCAGUGUCGUAUGUGGGUGUAAGUUAUUCUAAAAUCCACGUAGGAUGCUCUUCAUUUCUGAAAAGUUGAAUUACAUUUAUAAUUUGAAAACUGGAUUUUCCAAUCGCUAAACCAUUACUUACACAAAACAUAAACUUUGGACAACCAUAAUUGAUCAGGACCAUCUUGACUUUUACCUUUUUUCUGAAUUGUUGAGCUUAAUGUCUACACAGUGACCCUAGAAAGAAUCUAGAUGGAGUCUGCCUAGAGGUUGUGCAGAAUGGAAAUACAUGGGAGUGAAUGAUUCGCUGACUAUGAAUAAUGGACUUUGGUGCUUCUGUUAUGUAAAUUUUGCAUAUAACAUCAAUUAUAAUCCUUAGAAUCCUUCUGCAAAUAAUUUUAAAACAAAGCAUACCUCAAAGUCCUGAUCAAAAGGAAAUGUUAUUUAUGAAAUACAAUAAUUUUUAGAAGUAUUCUAAUAAAUUAACCAGCUGCAACUUCAUACGGAAUGUUGCUUCAGUGAUAGUACUUCUGGAUGUGAAAGAUCCAGACCAGGUAACACCACAGACACCUGAGCUUAUAAGCUUUUGUGUCUCAAGCAGGAUAUUCCAGUCACAGCACUCCUAUUCCGUCCACAAAUGGUGUGGCUUGGUACAAAAAAUGUUGUUUGCAGUCUUUUGCCCUUUAUUAGUUUAGCAUGUAUGAAUUCAAUUUUUAUUUGAUUGUUUGAGACUGCAUACAAUCCCUGUGAUGUAUCCAUAUUAAAAUAAUGGGCCUUCCAUAUUGUCAGUGUUAAAGUCUGACCAUAGUGUAGAAAGUCACCAUCAGUAAUGCACUGGUUUGGAAAUGUUGACUCAAAACUGGUGUUCUUAACGUUCAAAAUAAUUGUGCACAAUUGAUUUUUAAGUGCCCUCCACCUUCUAGUCUGAGAAUUAUAUAUUUUCUCAUUCUUUAGCAUAUCAAUUUUGUAAGCUUUAUCCCAGCUAAUUUUAAGCUGGUGUUCAUCUGGAUUAUUUCAGCAGCUUGAUAACUCAGCCUCUGAUUAUUUUUUGCCUUAGUUUUUGUGGUAAUGUACCAUCUUCACAUUAUUAGCAGUCCGGUUAAACAAUUUCAGUGGGUGAAGUUCUGGGAAUGUAGAUUCUAUUUUUAUACAUAAUCAAGUACUUGUCUGUUGAAAGCUAUACAAUCCCACAAACUUAACAUGGUUGCAUCUUUCAAAUAACUAAAAACUUCCACUCUCUCAAAAUUGUUUUAAUGACAAUAUGUAUUUGUAUAGGACUGAGUGGUAUACUGUCCUGUCACCUGAACAUUCUGCUUCAAAUGUCAUGAUUGAGUAUCUCAGGCCAUAAUAAAUGGUGGUUUUAAUAGGGUAAAAAUGACACUAAUGCAACAGCUAAUGCUCCAAUUGGAGGAACCUGCAAGUAAAGGGAAAAUUUGUCUGGCUCAGCAGAAAGAACUUUAGUUUUGCAGUUUCCCAAGGAAUAAUGGCAAUGCUCAUGCAAAAAUUAAAAAAUUUUAAAUCCCUCAUCUUGGCACUGACUAAAAUUUGUAAAAACGGAUGUUAUAAUUUGGUCCAUCAAGCCUGUUCCUUGUAUUAAGUGUUAUGGUAGCUAGAAUUAUUAAAUUUACCCUUUUUGUUGUGCAAGUAUUUACAUUUGAUGUAUCAAGUAAAACUGAAGAGAUCUGGAGAAAGACUUUCAUACUCUAAAACUAAAGUAAUUACACUAAGGUAUUGCACAGAUAUUCCUGUAAGUAAAUCAAACAGCUGUAUUGUUUUUUUUUCCCAAGAAUGGAUUGUGAUUUGGCAAACUGAACAGAAGUACUUACUCCUUGACUUUUAAAUAUUACUAUUUCUGCAUAAUAAGAGCAAGUUACUUAAAUUCUUAAUUCAUUUCAGUAUAUGAAUGGAAUCAUUUUGAAACAUUUCAUCUCCUUCAUUCAUACCUUCCCGGCCUUUUUGCAUUUUUUUUCUGAAUUUGUCAACAUAACCAAUUAGAUUAGAUUAGAUUACUUAUGAAAGUUUUCAUAGUCAAGCCUUCAUCCACUGGUUGAUUGUGACAAAACACUAUAAGUUAUGUUUAUCAUCCUAGUUUGCCAUUAUUGUAAGGGAUUCAUCUCUUUAAAAGAGUGAGCCAUUUACUGAGCUACCUGUGAAUAGAACUAGGAUCUAAACUGUAAACCUGGUCCAAAGCAAUUGAAUGGUUUUGACUUGAGUUUCAAUGUUCAGCUGGCAUGUUGUGAACCUCACUCCUGUUCCUUCCUGAAAACGUCCACUUUAUGGGACUUCUUUUCCCUCUUGUGGAGUUAGAUUUGGCAAUGUGAACGUAUUGUUCAUUUUGAUGUUGUAAAUAGUUGGAAUAGGUUAUUUAAAUGAAUAUUAUUGAAGUAAAUUAACUUAACAUUAAGCCCUAGAACUGGAAAAUGUUGAGUGUACUUGCUAGAAUGGUUAUUUGAUGGGGCGCAGAUUGUGCAGUGCUGAUUUGGUAUUAAAUCUCGGUGAGGAUGACACAUACUUGUUCUCAGAAAACUUCGAAAAUAAACUCCAUUCACUCUAAUUGUUGCUUUGGUGGUUAUGGUCUGUACUGUUAAUCAAAGACUUGGGACUGUUGCAUGUUUAAUGAUUUGACUUGUGCAAUUUGUAUCCCCUUCUACUGUUUAAUGACUACAAUUGGCAUCCCCUGGUUUGCCAUUCUUUUUCUUUAAACUUCGUACCCUGGCAAGGAUGGCUUUAUAUUGGCUAUUAAAUAGAUUACCACGCGAACUUUGUUUCCUCAUUAGCAGGGCUGUUCAAAGCUUGUUUGUAGGAGUUCAUACGGAAGGGGAUUGCUGUUUUCUUGUCACUUAAUAGAUACUAAUGUUUCAGUUUUACUUCCCUUCAAAUAUCUGUACCGACAGAGUAACGAUUAAAUUAGUUAUUGAGCAAGAACUGAAAUAUCAAUAACAUGAGCUAAUUCUCGCGACUGUCGCCACCAUGUGGCGAUGUAUAAAUGGUAAUUUAGAGUUUUCUAAUUCAUUAACUUGACAUCAUCCAUUUUUAUAUUUAAUCCCAACGUAUACGGCAAAUGUGGAUGUGAUUUUAACUUAUUCAAAAGUGUGAAUGGGACACUGACUUGCUUGUCAGCAUCAUGGAGUCCCAUAAAGGGUUAUCAAAGGUGCAAAAUUGUCAAUUUAUUCAGAUAAUACCUUGUAUGAAAUUAAAAUGCAAAAGGUCACAAUAAAGCGGAUGAUUAAUUUAC
Chiloscyllium plagiosum (whitespotted bambooshark) is the source of this 5821-nucleotide messenger RNA. RefSeq names its product intermediate filament family orphan 2b (gene iffo2b). The record is from RefSeq and is a predicted model, not a curated record. NCBI's taxonomy places the organism in Eukaryota, Metazoa, Chordata, Chondrichthyes, Orectolobiformes, Hemiscylliidae.